AUGUCCGUCUGCUCGAACAGUAUUAUGAGGCGAACAUCAGUGCGCGUUGCGAUGGAUGACAUGAAGAAUGAUAUCAUGAACGAGAUGGGCCCAGACUUGCUGAACGGCGGGAAUGGAGUCAAUGAACCGACAAGAGUCGAACGCCUCGAGUCGCUUCUGCUUGACGUGCCACACACUGAGAUCGCUGUAGACCAGAAUGGUGUCACCCGGAAACGACCGCGAGCCGGAGACGAUCUGCAAGUGAAACUGCUCAGAACUUUACAGAUUUUGAUCAAGAGGCAGGAAAACGAGGAUGCAAGCGAACGAAUGGCUAACGAGUGGAGGCAUGUGGCGCAGGUUAUCGAUCGACUGCUGUUCUGGAUCUUCUUCGUGGCAACCACGAUCAUCACCUUUGUGCUGCUUGUGCUCAUUCCGUCGCUUCCUCAUCACACUUAUGAUGACGAGGAAUAG
Messenger RNA from Ostertagia ostertagi, 450 nucleotides. The record is from the annotation of a GenBank genome assembly. NCBI's taxonomy places the organism in Eukaryota, Metazoa, Nematoda, Chromadorea, Rhabditida, Trichostrongylidae.